AUGGCUCAAUCAGGGUCACAUGAUUGGCUUUUGAAAUAUGAUUUUAGAGCAUGUAUAAAUAGUUUUGUCUGGUAUAAAAAAGAAUCUCUUGAAGUUUUGAUUGAAUAUAUUGAUUGGGUCGAUGAAUCUGAAACAAGUAGCAUUAAUUCUGUAGCUGGAGAUUUGAAUUUCUGUGUAUAUAUGUGUAUUACAAGCUAUACACAAGCACUACAUAUACUACUUGGUGCAUAUGGAAAGAUGUAUUAG
Messenger RNA from Pneumocystis jirovecii RU7, 246 nucleotides. RefSeq lists its product as uncharacterized. The coding region runs from base 1 to 246 and encodes 81 amino acids. Lineage: Eukaryota; Fungi; Ascomycota; Pneumocystomycetes; Pneumocystales; Pneumocystaceae. The transcript has 4 exons. The record is from RefSeq and is a predicted model, not a curated record.